Xiphophorus maculatus (southern platyfish) is the source of this 1441-nucleotide messenger RNA. RefSeq lists its product as uncharacterized. Bases 149 to 922 code for a protein of 257 amino acids. The transcript has 2 exons. NCBI's taxonomy places the organism in Eukaryota, Metazoa, Chordata, Actinopteri, Cyprinodontiformes, Poeciliidae. The record is from RefSeq and is a predicted model, not a curated record.
UUAUAUCUCUGUGCUCACUACGCAUCCGUUAGGAGGGGGAAAUGUUUCAGAAGAUCUUCCUAAUGCUCAAACUGGACAAUAGCAGACAGUUCAUAAGGAUGACUGACAGCAGCAGAAGAAAUCUUGAGAUUGGCCUGACACAGAAAGGAUGCUGCUCCACAGUGUGACCUUAGCUGUUUAUCUUCUCCUGACCUCAUCAAGUGCCCAGGCAACUGUCCAGUCCUGUGUGUUUUCAGAGCUCCAGCCAUCUGGGUUGAGAGUCAACUGCAGCUCUUUAAAUCUCAUGGAGUUGCCUCAUCUGCCUUCAGAGACCACAGAACUGUUUGUGCAAGACAACCAGCUUACCUCAGUGCCACCAGGAAAGUUUGACCAGUUGACUAACCUUAGAAAGGUGUCCCUGUCUCUGAACCCGUUCCGCUGUGACUGUAGCAUCCAGUACCUGAGGUACUGGAUGCUGAAGAACAGGGCUGUUGUCUCAGAGGAGCCUUUAUGUUCCAGUCCAGUCUCUGUAGCUCAGAAAGCCAUCACUGAUCUAAGUGAUACCUACUUCUCCUACUGCACCUUUCCACGCUUACAUCAAAUAAGCACCUCAGGCUGUGUUUAUGUCUCUUACAACACCAUUGCAUCGGUGAUGCUGUGCUGCAUUAUUAUUCUGCUUUUGUGGAGCUUAAUACUUGCCAGAAAAUCUACUUUCACCAUAUACGUGGAAGAGCGACAUUCAGGAUUUCAGGCGGACUCUCUGCGCUCACUGAAACCCAAACACAGGAGGAGGCUGCACACAGAACUGUCAGGGCUCAGCGCCGACUCUGGUUCUGUCAUUUUGUCAGAGGACUUGGAGAGGCCUCUUAUCAACACGGAGUUACUUUCACAAGUGCUAGAAACAUUACAGAAGAAGCACAAUAUAAAGAUAAAGGCCACUUAACAGACUUUUAUUCAUACUUUAGCAGAGCUACAAAUAAGUAAGAAGUGGGAAGUGAGGCUGUGAGUGUUUGCAAAGACGCUAGAUGGGUUUUUAUGAUUUGUUUCCAUUCUAAAUGGCACCAGCCUAUUUAUCAGAAACUUCACCUCUGUGAGUUUUAUUUAAUUUGUUUUUAUAUUUUACGAUCCAAACUAAUUUUGCUUAAAUAAAUGUGAAAAUUUGCUUUUGAAUUUUUCUUCAGUUUCUUACAAUCAAUUCCAAUUUGCCUUCUGCUAUCAAUACUAAACUAUUUACCUUCCAUAAACAUCCUAAUGUAGGGAUACUUACUAUUAUUUUUCACAAUUUAUUAUGAUCACAUGUUUUCUUUUUCUCUAAUAGCUCUUAAGGUUUUCAUUGAACAAUGACUUUUUUCUUACCACUCUUCCACAAAAGCCUGAUUUGUGUAGAACAUGAUUAUUAACUGCCUUGUUCUCAGAGUCUCCUCCAACUUUACCUAAAACCUUUUUACUUCUUUAAAUAACA